Molecule: messenger RNA, 2301 nt
Organism: Aphis gossypii (cotton aphid)
Lineage: Eukaryota; Metazoa; Arthropoda; Insecta; Hemiptera; Aphididae
Product: acyl-CoA Delta-9 desaturase-like
Exons: 5
Coding region: 803-1942 (379 amino acids)
Biological process (GO): unsaturated fatty acid biosynthetic process
Cellular component (GO): endoplasmic reticulum membrane
Molecular function (GO): iron ion binding; stearoyl-CoA 9-desaturase activity
Source: RefSeq, a predicted model, not a curated record
UUAAGUCUAAAUUAAAUAAUUGUUUUUGUCAAAUCUAGUGCUGUACAUUUUAUAGGCUGAUAAUAGUCAUUCUGUACUUCUAACUUUGGUACGAAUGUAUUAAAUACUUAUUGUUAAUAAUAUUUUCAAAUAACCUUUUAUAAUAAUACUAUAGAUAAAUCACACACGUCAUCGUUUUUCUACUUAAUAUCGCCCGUAAAAAUGUUAGUCUUUUAACGAAUUUCAAUUGUUCCACAAUAUGAUCAGGUAUUGUAAAUUAUCUAUGUAUGAGAGGUAUACACAGCGCUGCCGUCGUUACCGUCACCGGUCGGUCGGUCACCUGUGCGGCGGCGGCAGUAAAAACUAUUAUUACACCUGGAAAUAAUAAUAAAUUAUUUGAAAAGAACAUUCGUGUAAAAUAAAUAUCGGAAAUUUCGAUGUGGCGCCUUGUAUGUUCCCUUUCUUUAACGUCGACCCUGAGUACUCUCCCUCCGCUUCGAGUUUUUGAGACUUUUCUCUGAGCCGCACGCCAUUGGGUUUUACCUCUCGAAGAAAGGUCCGUCGAACGAGUGACGAUGACCGCACAAUAAUUCUGUAUCUAUCAUACUAUAUAGUUUAUAAUAUAUCGUAAUACCGUAUGCGCUAAGUAAUACUCCGGUCGUUCUAUUCGUCAACAGUGAUUUUCCGAAGUCCGACAUAAUAUCCGCGACACUCUUCGAAUAUAUCAUAUUAAUAUCAGCUCUUCGUACAUAUUAUAUAAUCAGCUUCUACUUUUUUAAUAUAUCAUUUAAUAUAUUAUUGUACUGCGACCGAUCCGGACUCGAUGGCCACGUCGUCGUCGUUCGCGCAAAUAUGGUCGGGCGUGCAAGUCGAGUACGACGAGGGCAAGCUGACGGCGGACGCACCCCACUCGCCGCCCACGCCGAUAGUCCGCCGACCGUCAAAGCCGAAGACUUACCCACAGCAGGUGGGGUACAAAUGGCAAAUCGUGUGGCGCAACGUCAUCGGUUUCGUCGUAUUGCACUCGAUCACCAUCACCGGGUUUUACAUGAUAUUGUUCGGACUCGUCCAAAUAAAAACCAUACUGUUCAUGUGUUUGGUGGGAAUGUGUAGCGGUCUGGGCAUAACGGUCGGAGCUCACCGGCUGUGGGCUCACCGGUGCUAUAACGCGCGUCUGCCCAUGAGAGUGUUGCUGGCCAUUUUCCAGACUCUGGCUUUCCAGAACCACAUAUACGAAUGGGUCCGAGAUCACCGGGUUCACCACAAGUUCACCGACACGGACGCCGACCCACACAACUCCGCUCGAGGAUUUUUCUUCUCACACAUGGGCUGGCUGAUGGUCCGCAAACAUCCGGACGUAUCCGGCAAGGGCUGUGUGGUCGAUAUGAAAGACCUGGAAGCCGAUCCGGUGGUCAUGUGGCAGAAAAAAUAUUAUUUAUGGCUUGUUCCCCUGGUAACGUUCCUGAUUCCGUCUUACAUCCCAUACUGGUUGUGGCAAGAACGUUUUUGGUAUUCGUUUGUCGUAGUCGGCGUCACUCGUUACAUGAUAUCGUUACACUUCACGUGGCUGGUUAACAGCGCUGCACAUAUAUGGGGCACAAAACCAUACGAUAAGAGCAUCACACCCACCGAGAACCCUACUGUGGCACUGUUGGCGUUCGGCGAGGGAUGGCACAACUACCAUCACGCGUUCCCGUGGGACUACAAAGCGGCCGAGCUGGGCAAUUACCGGCUAAACUUGAGUACGGCGUUCAUCGACGCGUGCGCCCGGCUAGGUCUGGCGUACAAUCUGAAGACGGCCAACGCCGACCUGGUGGAGAAACGGUCGCGCAGGACGGGCGACGGCACCAAGCGACACCAUCACGAGCACCACAAUCACCACCACGUGGAUGGCGGUGUCUGGGGAUGGGGCGACGAAGACAUGGCCGAAGACGACAAACGAGUCGUGCAAGUGAUCGACUGACCGCGACGGACUUCCGGUCGACGAGACCAAUAUUAUUAUACUUUAAUAUAAAUUGUAUAUAUAUAUUAUAUAUACGUGCACAUUCCUCCGAAAUCGCGUUUACACCUAUAUCGAUAUAAUAUUAAUUACGUGUUGGUAUAUCGUAUAAUCAUACCCUUCGAGACAACGUCCUCCUAGUUUUACGGUUUAAUUUAAUCUUUAUUUUCUUAUUUUUUGUUUAUGUACUACACGUUUAUACAACACAUAAACUACCGUUACUGUAUUUGUAUUAUUAUUAUUAUUAUUGUUUUUUUUUUUUUUUUUUUGUAAACAGAUUUUAACGAAUCUAAAAUAAAGUUUGUUUUUUUUUUAUCCUCAUA